AUGGGAAAGGUGCACGGUUCAUUGGCUCGUGCCGGUAAGGUGAGAGGUCAGACACCUAAAGUGGCUAAGCAGGACAAGAAGAAGAAGCCACGUGGCCGUGCUCACAAGCGAUUGCAACACAACCGCCGUUUCGUCACCGCCGUUGUUGGCUUUGGCAAAAAGCGAGGACCAAACUCAUCAGAGAAGUAGAUUGAAGAAAUGUUUACCUCUUGAUGUUGUUUUGGAUUCUUUAAUGUUUUUGAUAAUGCGUCUGUUCAUCUACAGAGCCAAUGGAUGUUGUUGAGCCAAUGUUUUUUUUGUCUAUUUCGUUUGUCUUGCAUCUGUUUCUAUUUGGAUUAUACCUUUCUUGGAUAAGUGGCAUAAAGUUUAGAUUAUUGACAAGGCUGCCAUAUUUAUAGAACUGUUACAAAAUGUUUAUCU
Eruca vesicaria subsp. sativa (arugula) is the source of this 420-nucleotide messenger RNA. The record is from the annotation of a GenBank genome assembly. NCBI's taxonomy places the organism in Eukaryota, Viridiplantae, Streptophyta, Magnoliopsida, Brassicales, Brassicaceae.